AUGUCGGUAACCGUACAUCUGGACAAACCUCACACGCAUUUCACCAAUCUCGACUUUCUCUCAGGCAAGGUCGUCCUCCACCUCCCUUCUGAGGCUGCAGUAGGAGGAAUCCAAGUGAAAUUGGAGGGAGAAAGUCGAACGCGUCUUUCAGGGCCUCGACAUCCCCAUCACGAGUCGGACAAGAGACGGGCGGAAUCGGAGGUUCACAAGAUUCUGUAUAAGGUCGUAUCUGUUUUUCCAACACCGGCUGUUUUUCAGGCUUCAUCUCCGGGUACUUCAUACACUUUUGCUGCUGGAAAAUAUGAAUAUCCCUUUCAUUUCAAGUUCCCAUUUAACAAUGCAUGCAGCAUGCAGAAUAGCAUGCUCACCAAUUUGAAUAUCUCUGGGCUCAAAGUCGAGGUCGCUCGAGACACCCACCGCCAUGUCAAGAAAACCCUUCCCCCGUCGUUGAGCGGCUUUCCGGGAAUGGCCGACAUCAAAUAUUAUGUCAAAGCAACCGUUGUCCGGCCUCAGUUCUACAAGGAAAACAUCCGAGGGAUUGCUCCCCUGAAUUUCCUUCCAAUUGAGCCACCGAGGACCGGAAAUCCCAGUGAAGAGACGUAUGCGAGGCGUCAACAUCAAUUCUCAAAAACCUCCAACACGUCCAAGACGAAGAGUCUCUUCCAGAAGGUUUCUAAUGCUUCGCUCCGCGACCUUGCCAGUGAGCCUCCUCGCUUGUCAGCAGAUGCAAGACUCCCAAACCCGUCCAUCCUGACGUGCAAUGAACCCAUUCCACUGCGUGUUUUGGUCAAAAAGCUGUCAGAGUCAUCGGAAACAAUCUUCUUGCAGAUGCUGCAAAUUGAGUUAGUCGCAUAUACCCACAUCAUUGCCCAUGAUUUGAAACGGACAGAAAGCGGCAGUUGGGUCAUCAUGAGCCGCAGUAACAUGGGGAUUCCUCUUGGACGAGGGAGCGAUCCUGUCGAAUCCGAGUGGACGGUAGAUCCCAGCAUGUGGAAUCGCACGCCCUUGCCUAAUUCAGUAGCGCCAUCCUUUGAGACAUGCAAUAUUUCAAGAACUUAUGAGAUAGAGAUUCGAGUUGGACUGAGCCACGGAAGCGUUGGAAACGUCAAGCCUCAACUUAUCGUACUUCCCUUGAGAAUGCCGGUCAAGGUUUACUCUGGAAUUACUCCACCCCAGGCACUUUUGGACGCAAUGAAUCUUCCUGGACAAGCAAAACCCACAGAUAAUUCAUCGCGUCCUGAUCAAUCUGCAGAGACAAGUGAUCGUCCUCCGAUACCUCCCAGGCCCGCAGCUCCACCCAUGCCAGCCAAUUUGGAAGACCCCUACGAAGAAGCUCCGCCAAGCUACGAGGACGCUAUGGCGGAGAAUCUGAGUCCUGUUGAUGGUCCUCGUCGCGAGUAUAACCCACCAGAUGCCUCUUCUGCUCGGACAACCGUUGAAACUGGAGCUGACGUGAAGUCUCCAGUCCAACCGGGAAAGGAGUCUGAGCCGUCAACGCCCUACAGCAAUCACGAAGCGAAUACAUCCGUGGAGUCAUUCGACAUGCUUCCCUCGACCCCUCCUGAAUCCCAAUCCGGCUCCCCUCCUACAUCUCCCGUCGCUCGCCAACAGAGUAUACUCAAGACUACAAGGACGGCCCCGCCAGAGGAUCUCCCGCCACGGUAUUCGGUAGCACAGGGUCAAUAUCAGGCACCCCAAAACACGAGUAUUCAAAGACCGCCCAGAGCUGAAUUCCGCGCCAUGAAUCUGGGAGUUCCCAACAGAAAGCCGGUGCCACGCAGCCCCAGCUCCAGGAGCUGA
Molecule: messenger RNA, 1800 nt
Organism: Aspergillus wentii DTO 134E9
Lineage: Eukaryota; Fungi; Ascomycota; Eurotiomycetes; Eurotiales; Aspergillaceae
Product: arrestin (or S-antigen), N-terminal domain protein
Exons: 5
Coding region: 1-1800 (599 amino acids)
Biological process (GO): ubiquitin-dependent endocytosis
Cellular component (GO): cytoplasm; plasma membrane; cytosol
Molecular function (GO): ubiquitin protein ligase binding; protein-macromolecule adaptor activity
Source: RefSeq, a predicted model, not a curated record